Beta vulgaris subsp. vulgaris (sugar beet) is the source of this 4668-nucleotide messenger RNA. Its product is annotated as putative pentatricopeptide repeat-containing protein At1g12700, mitochondrial. The record is from RefSeq and is a predicted model, not a curated record. Gene Ontology annotation, molecular function: protein binding. NCBI's taxonomy places the organism in Eukaryota, Viridiplantae, Streptophyta, Magnoliopsida, Caryophyllales, Amaranthaceae.
UUCAGUUUCCAAUUGAUAGGCGAAGAAGGUGAUCGUUUUUCUUAUAGUAAAACAAGCUUCAUACUUCUAUCAUUUUCAUAUUUUCAUAUACAUUUUACUCAUUUGCGGAAUCAGAAAAAGGAAAAGGGAAAAAAAAGAAGAGGGAGAUGAAGAUUAAAUCUGUUGUAUUAGUUAAUCAAAAUUCUUCAGUUGUCUUCUUCAAUGGUUACUGUAAGCUUCUUAAUUUUCCUUCUCAUUUACCCCUUUUUAAUGGUUAUUCUUCUGAUCAUUAUGCAAAAGAGAAUAUUGAUGUUGUUGUUGAUGAUCCUCAAUUAUUCCUUAAAUAUGUGAGACAUUAAUGCAAGUUAGGGUUUUACAAUAUUGAUCAUCCCAUUUCUCUCUUUGAUGCUAUGAUUUCAUUGCACCCUCUUCCUUCAAUUGUUGAUUUCUGUAUGCUUUUUACAGCAAUGUGUAAGAUUAAACCCCACCCCCCUUUUUCAACUGUUAUCUCUCUCCUCAGCCAACUUCAUCUUUCCGGCAUCCCACCCAAUCUUUAUUCCCUCAACAUCCUUGCCAAAUUUUAUUGUCGCUCCGGUCGUGUUGAUUUUGGAUUCUCUGUUCUAGCCAAGCUGUUGAAGAUGGGACAUUUACCCAGUAUCGUCACUUUCACUACCUUCAUUAAUGGCCUUAUUCAUUCGGUGCUUGAUGAAGCUGUUCAAUUGCUCGAUAAGACUAUCAAGCUUGGCUUCCAACCUACUAUUGUUACCUAUGGGACUAUGCUUAAAGGUCUUUGCAAACGAGGAAACAAUGUUGGUGCUCUUAAGUUGCUUAGGACUAUGGAAUCUAAUGGCCAUUUCCUGCCUGAUGUUGUCAUAUAUAAUACCAUCAUUGAUAGUCUCUGUAAAGACCAGGCUUUACCUCAAGCUCUCCAACUUUUUGAGGAGAUGAAAACCAAGCGCAUUUUACCCAAUGUAUUCACUUAUCAUUCUCUAAUUCGAGGUAUGUGCACUGUGGGGAAGUGGAAAGAUGCUGAAGACAUGUUGACUCAGAUGUUGGACAACAAUAUAGCUGCUAAUGUGGAGACCUACAACAUGUUGAUUGACAUGUAUUGUAAAGAAGGGAUGGUUGGUCAACCUAGAGAUUUGUUUGAGUACAUGAUUGACAAAGGUCAGGUUCCCAAUAUCAUCACUUACAGUGCUUUACUAGAUGGAUAUUGUUUACGUGGUGAGAUGGAAGAGGCAUAAAAGCUAGUUAAUAUGAUGGUAGAACAUGGCUGUGAACCUGAACUUUUUACUUUUAACAGCUUAAUCAAUGGAUAUGCCAAGUCUAAAAAGCUUGAGAUAGCUUUGCGUCUUUUCCAAGAAAUGCCACAUAAAGGACUAACUCCUAAUGUUGUCACAUAUAACACUCUUAUUGAUUCCCUGUGCAAGGACAAUCAAGUACAAUGUGCACGGUAGCUCUUUAGAAUGGAAUCUCAUGGCUUAAAGCCCAACGUAGUCACUUAUAGUUCAUUGAUUGAUGGUCUAUGUCACAAUGCAUUGAUUGACGAGGCAAUACAUUUGUUCAAACACAUGAAGCAUAGUGGUGUGCUCCCCGAUAUCUUCAUGUACACUAUUCUAAUUGAUGGGUUGUGUGAAGCUGGGCGACUUGAAGAGGCUUUGAAUAUCUUUUCCUUUCUAGUAGCCAAGGGGUUACUUCUAAGUGUGCGUACCUACACAGUUCUGAUCAAAGGCCUCUGUAAAAAAGGGCUACUAGCUAAUGCCAACGAGUUAUUGAAGAAAAUGGUAGAUGAUGGAUGUCCUCCAAACGAGUACACCUACAAUAUAAUUAUUAGGGGAUUUCUUCAUGGUAAUGAUAUCAGCAAGUCUUUGGAGCUUGUGAGCAUUAUGACCACCAACGGGUUUGCAGCUGAUGCUCACACUAAUUCGGUAUUUGUUGACUUACUCAUUGAUCCCAGAGUUAGCAAAGAAAACAAGGCAUUGCUUCAGAAGGAGAAAUGAGUAAGUCCUUUGUAGAUGCAUAAGUUUUCAUAGUUAGUCUUAACUCUUACCUCUGUUUAUCAAAUUUCUGAGUGAAAGUCAAUUUAUGGAGGCAGAGAUCUUCAUUUUGAUGGCUUGCGUUCCUUCCCUACACUUGCCCACGUUCAAAUAAAAUGUACUAUCAAUGUAUUUCCUAAAUUUGUUUGCAUUUGUAAAAGUGGAAUAUGUUUAAUCUCACUAGCCAAAAUUGAUUAAGAAACUUUUGUACUAAGAACUAUGAAUAUACUUUCUAGAGCUAGUGGGCAUUAACUUGAUGCUUAAAUUUUCAUCAGUACAAGGAUAGCUGCAUCCUCCUUUCUACACCAUGUUACAGAGUUAUUUACUAGAAUAUACUUAGUGUUUGUGCUAUGUUCUUGAUUGCUUUAGUUCAAGCUACAGGGCGUGAACCUUUGAUUGGAAAUGGAAAUGCAUCUAGUGUUCUGUUUGGCAUUGUUAGAUCCGAAUUAAUGAUGAUGCAGCAAAUUGAAUCCUAGUCGCAGGUGCAAAGAUGUUUUUCAUCACUUUCUUCCUUUUUGCCGAGCUCUUCUUUGAUCUUCUCUCUUAGGCUAUGUUUAGUUCACCUGAAAUUUUCUGAUCUGAACUUAUCUGAUCUGAUCUGAACUUAUUUUUUCUGAUCUGAUCUGAUCUGAACUUAUUUUUUCUGAUCUGAUCUGAUCUGAACUUAUUUUUUCUGAUCUGAUCUGAACUGAUCUGAUCUGAUUACAAGAUCUUAUCUUUUAGAUUUUUCUCAAUAUAUAAGAAAAAAUAUAGUCAUGUGGGGUCUUGUUUGAUUCGUCUCAAUGAGUACUUUAUUAAUAUUCAAUCAUUAUAAUUUUUACUAAUAUGUAAUGAAAAAUAUUUAAUAGUAUAAUGAUUGUUAAAUAUAAGCAAGAUCUGAUCUGAACUUAUUUUUUCUGAUCUGACCUGAUCUGAUUAGAUCUAAAAUAAGCAAAAAUGAGGUGAACUGAACAUAACCUUAAUAUGUAUGAGUUGAUUCUUCAUAUCUUCUUCUUUGUUUAGGAUUUACUGAUUAGAUUCAAUUUUGAGUUUCAUUGAUUUAAAAAAUGAGGCUUACUUGGGAUUCAUGAAAAUAUGGCAUUGGAUAGCAGAGUGGAAGGAGAGAAUCUAUGCUGAUGACAUGACUUUAUUUCUUGUGUUCUACAACAUUUCUCCUUAGAGUGUUUUUACAUAAUCCUAGUGCAUAUACUAUCAUGAAUGGUAGCACUGACGGCCCGUUUGGUAGUUGGUCAUAAAUGGUGGUAAUGGGAAUGAAUUUAUGUGUAAAUUUGUGAAAAAUAUCAUUGUCCAUUUCCAUGGUAAUGCUAAUUUAUCCUAAAAUGUCCACUUUCCUUCUUGAAUUUUCAUUCCCAUCCAAUACCACCUUGUAAGGUGGUAAUGAGUGGAAAUGAAAAUUGCUUCCCCUUGGAGACAAAAACACAAGUUUAGGAGUGAAAUUGAUUGCUCAUGGAGAAAAAAUGUCUCCCCAUGGAGAUUUUAAAGGUGAUUCCCUAAUAAAAUUACACUUAAAAUUCAUUCCCAUUACCGCAAUUUAUUAACGUCUAUCAAACGGGCCGUGAGAACAGUUAUCGUUUCCCUAGGACCAAUUCUUAUACUUUUAGUAGCAGUUCUGUCGAAUCAGGUUCUUCUGGCUUGACGAGAUUGCAAAACCUUGGAAAUACAUGUUUUAUGAACAAUGCACUUAUGUGCCUAGCACACACAUCAAAACUUGUCUGCUAUUUUAGCAAGAAUUUCCAGGAACAUUUCGUUUCUGAGCAGAAGAGUCGUUCAUGGAGAUUACAAUAACGAAAUUGAUCAUGACAAUCCAUUGGGGUGACCGCUGAUAUAUGUCUCUUUUUCCAUCAACAGACUCUAAUCUGCUUGUUUUUUUCUAUGCUGAAGUUAUAAAUAUUGUGAAAAUAAUGUUUCUACCUUCUCUCUACGGUGAGAUUGCUUUGGCUUUUGGAGAUGUAAUUUGGAAGUUGUAAGCUCCUGGUGCGACUCCAGUAGCACCACAGACAUUUAAAUUGAAGCUCUGCCGUUUUGCUCCUCAAUUUAGUGGCUUCAAUCAGCAUGAUCACAAGUUAGUAUAUAUGGCGUUAUAUCCGGAAAUUUUUGGCAUCUCUUCUUCUCAUUCCUCCUACUUCAAUUAAGUGAUAAUUUGAAGAAUAAAUCAUUCUUGAUGGAGGAUUUUAAUGAAUUUGAACAUAUAAGAAUUUCUAGCUUUUUUGUUGGACGGACUCCAUGAAGAUCUGAAUCGCGUGAAGUUAAAGCCUUAUGUUGAAGCUUAGGAUGGAGAUGGUCAACCAGACGAGGAUGUAGCUGAUGAGCAUUGGCGGAAUCAUUUAGCUCCGAAUGAGACUAUCAUUGUUGAUAUUUAUCAAUUAUCGAUGCAAGAUUAGAUGAUAGUCUACAAUAACGAGAAAACUAUGAUCGGAUGGGGAUCGUCCAACUUUCGAAAAAUUUCACAAAAGGAAGGCAGCGCAGUUGCAUUAUGAAGGUUAUAUCUGUGGAUAGCUUUGUAAUUGUUUGAUAUGUAAAAAGUUUACUGAACAAUACAAGAUGGCAGGCAUUAGAAGUUGUAAGUAGACAUUAUUCUUGUCAUGUAUAUAAGUAUAUUAGAUUCAUUAUAUUAACAUUGUUGUGUUGGGGGAAAAAACACUUCUUAUUAUGU